Amyelois transitella is the source of this 1443-nucleotide messenger RNA. RefSeq lists its product as uncharacterized. The coding region runs from base 1 to 1443 and encodes 480 amino acids. The record is from RefSeq and is a predicted model, not a curated record. Lineage: Eukaryota; Metazoa; Arthropoda; Insecta; Lepidoptera; Pyralidae. The transcript has 2 exons.
AUGGCGAACGUAAACAUUGUGAAGUGUGCAAACUGCAACAUUGUAAUAAACGAACUACUGACUUUUGUUCGACAUGUGAUGGACUACACUGACGAGGAGAGUAUUCACCAGUUGUGUACCACAACUUUUUCGGAGGAAGACAUCACCAAGGCUAAAUGUUUACUUUUCGAGUCAGUACCAAAUUCGAAAAAGAUGCCAUUAAGGAGGAAGCAAGGGAAGAAGCGGAUGUCGCGAGACCUUGAUGAUAUCAUCGGCUUGAUGAAAAGUGUUGAUCCAUCGAAGAUUCCAAUCUUCUGCGCCCGUAAUCUUGAUCUGAUUCCACCAGUCACAUAUGAUCAUGUUGACGCUACGAGGUUCAUAAAGGAGCUGUUGGCAGUGAAAAACAGGCUAAAUAUUUUGGAAGAAAAGGCGGUUAGUGCUGAUGACUUCAAUUUGCUCAAGCAAGAGUUGUCUAACAUAAAACACUCCUCUUUGGCUGAUGAUAAUUAUUUCAAAGUCAAUAAUAAGCGAGGAGCGUGUUUACAAAGCAGUUUUUAUACGGAUAGCGGGCCGAUUGGUUUUAACUAUGUACCCGAGUAUUAUUCUAUUAUAACUCAAAAAUCAGCUGUUGUCGAGGGUAAUGAGCGACCUUCAUCGAGUUUAAAGAACAAUCAAACGGUCUUGAAUAUUUCUGUCUCUCCUAACUGCAUUCAAGAGACAGAGACGCAAAAAUCAGCUGUUGCCGGGGGCAAUGAACGACCUUCAACGAGUGUGAUAGACAAUAUAACGGUCUUCAAUAAUACUAUCUCUUCUGACUGCAUACAAGAGACAGUGACGGAUGUAGUGACGCACGUGGAGGCCGAUACCGAGGUUUCGAACGUAGCGAAGAGGACGGGAAGCCCGGGUGACUCAAGUGCGGGCGGGACGGCGGCGCGUGCGCAGCUCAAGGAGGCGAAAGGGAGUGCGCUAGCGGAUGCAGAUGCGUGUGCGUCAUCGUACAGCGGUGACACGACUGGGUAUGUUCGAUCGUCACCGCCCAAGAUAACGGUACAAUCGAGAUUUGUGAAGUGUAAACAAGUUAAAGUGAGUAGUGAAUGGGAUGUUGCAUUAAACAAAUCAGCUAAACGUUACAAACUUAUAGGACAAAAGGGGCGCGCGCCGGUUGCUCCUAACGGUAACUUUAAAGCAGCGGAUACUAAGAUACCUUUGUUGAUAUCGAAUGUGAGUAAAGAAACAAGUGAGGAUGACAUUGUUAAAUAUAUAGAUAUUAAAACAAAUGAGAAUGUUUCUUUGAAGAAAUUAAAUAUGCGUAAAACUAAAAGGUAUGACGCAUAUAAACUUUAUGUUUCGAAACAAAAAUUAGAUAUUUUCUUAAAUGAUGAAUUUUGGCCCAAUGGGAUCACGUUUAGACGUUUUGUACACAUUAUGUACAAAACAAAAGCAAAAUUAGUUAAUAAUAGUUAA